CCGGGACCCAGCCGGAGCGCGGGGCCGCCCCCUUCCUCCCUCGCUGGCGCCGGGCUGAGCCCCGAGCGGAGAAACGGAGUCGGCCCUAAGCUCCCUGUUUGGUUUUUGGGUGGCGGCAGCCUGAGGAGGAACAUGGCGCUCGUAGGCAACGGAGCAGAGCUAGAGGCGGACGAGGACAUCUUUGAAGAUGCAAUGGAAACCAUCUCUAUGGCUAAGGAGAGUAUGUACCAUGCCUUGGGCUACAGUACUAUUGUGGUGUUGCAGGCGGUCAUGACCUUCGAGCAACAGGACAUCCAAAACGGCAUUUCUGCCAUGAAGGACGCAUUACAAACCUGCCAAAAAUACAGGAAAAAAUGCACAGUUGUAGAAUCUUUCUCAAGUCUUCUUUCUAGAGGAUCAUUGGAACAGCUGACUGAAGAGGAAAUGCAUGCCGAAAUCUGUUAUGCCGAGUGUCUCCUACAGAAAGCAGCACUCACGUUUGUGCAGGAUGAAAAUAUGAUCAACUUCAUCAAAGGUGGACUCAAAAUUAGGACAAGUUACCAAAUAUAUAAAGAAUGUCUUUCUAUCCUGCAUGUAAUUCAGAAGAACAAAGUUGAACAGCAGUUCUUCUAUGAGUUUGAAGGGGGUGUCAAGCUUGGAAUUGGUGCCUUUAAUUUGAUGCUCUCCCUUUUACCAGCACGGAUUAUCAGACUACUAGAAUUUAUAGGAUUUUCAGGAAACAGGGAGUUGGGCCUCCUGCAGUUACAGGAAGGUGCAUCAGGAAGAAGCAUGAGGUCUCCGCUGUGCUGCUUAACUAUACUAGCUUUUCAUACUUACAUCUCUCUAAUCCUUGGUACAGGAGAAGUGAAUGUUGUGGAAGCAGAGAGUCUUCUUGCACCCUUCCUCCAGCAGUUCCCAAACGGCUCCCUCAUGUUGUUUUAUCAUGCUCGGAUAGAGCUGCUGAAAGGGAAUGUGGAAGAGGCACAAGAGAUAUUUCGAAAAUGCAUUUCAGUUCAAGAAGAAUGGAAACAAUUUCACCAUCUCUGUUACUGGGAGCUGAUGUGGAUUUAUGUAUUCCAACAAAACUGGAUGGAGGCAUAUUAUUAUUCCGAUCUGCUUUGCAAAGAAAGUAAAUGGUCCAAGGCAACGUAUGUGUUCCUGAAAGCUGCAAUUUUGAGUAUGCUUCCAGAGGAGGAUGUAGUAACAACUAAAGAGGAUAUAGUAACUUUAUUCAGACAGGUGGAUAGCUUGAAGCAGAGAAUUGCGGGGAAAUCUAUCCCUACUGAGAAGUUUGCUGUAAGGAAGUCUCGUCGUUACUCUGCCUCGUUGCCUGCACCCGUGAAGCUCAUCGUGCCUGCCCUGGAGAUGAUGUAUGUCUGGAAUGGUUUUCCAAUAGUGAGCAAGAGAAGAGACCUUUCCGAAAAUCUGUUGGUCACUGUCGAAAAGGCUGAGGCUGCUUUACAAAAUGAAAACGUAAGUGACUACUCUGUGGACGACGAGUGCCUGGUGAAGCUGCUGAAGGGCUGUUGCCUGAAGAACCUACAGCGACCCCUGCAGGCCGAACUGUGCUUCAAUCACGUCAUCCAAAGUGAAAAGCUACUGAAGUAUGAUCACUAUCUAGUGCCAUUUACUCUGUUUGAGUUGGCCUUUUUGUACAAAAGCCAAGGGGAAAUUGACAAGGCCAUAAAGACCCUAGAAACUGCAAGAAACAACUACAAAGAUUACUCCAUGGAGUCCAGGCUACACUUCCGAAUUCAGGCAGCUCUUCACCUCUGGAAAAAAACUUCCUCCGAUUGAUCAGAACAUGAAGGAUGGAGUUUCCCCUCAGCACUGACAUCUGCUCUAGAUUAGACGUUGUAUUAAAAUGGAAAAGUGAUCUUGUGAAUGAGAG
Molecule: messenger RNA, 1870 nt
Organism: Odobenus rosmarus divergens (Pacific walrus)
Lineage: Eukaryota; Metazoa; Chordata; Mammalia; Carnivora; Odobenidae
Gene: TTC39B
Product: tetratricopeptide repeat domain 39B
Exons: 18
Coding region: 133-1776 (547 amino acids)
Biological process (GO): cholesterol homeostasis; regulation of cholesterol metabolic process; negative regulation of cholesterol storage
Molecular function (GO): protein binding
Source: RefSeq, a predicted model, not a curated record